AGGUUACUGACAAUGACGAAGUGAGCAGAGCUGCGGGCAAGCGAGACCCCUGCUGCUACUGGCAAAAUGUGGGAACCCGGAUGCCCGGUCAACGACGUGCUAGCACCUAGUGGGUCGGAGCUGGCGAAUUCGAAGAGAAGUUGCUUGGCCGACCUAGAGGGCGUCGAGGCCCGGGACACUGGCGCAGCCAAUCACCAAAGCUCUCCAUGCGCAGAAUGCGAGAACAGGACCUGCUGUACACCAAAGCAUGUAUCCAUGUGGAACAAACUUCUUUCAGGCGCUCGACUGGAAUUGCGACAAACCGCGAGCGGAGGGUUAUCUCUGAUGAGCUUCGCACAACCCUUUCUUCCAUGCAGCAAGGAGCAAGUCAUUCUGCCUGCCGCACUCGUCCACAAGCUGCUUACGACGCACCGUUGCCUGACUGCGCUUGACAUCGACACGGAUAGCUUCAAGGGAUCCGAAGCGCGCCUGUGCGAUGCAUUACAAGGAAAUCAGUCCAUCAGUUUCUUGAAGAUAAACUUCAGCACGUUCAGUGUACAUAAGGACAUCUGUUCGGUGAUAUCCACGCUCGUGAACUUAAAAGAAGUCGAAUGCAUGACGGCGUGCGAGUGUCCGGUGCAGUUUUGCAGCGCGCUGGCGAAGCUUCUACGAACGACAACAAAGCUGACGGCUCUGAGAAUUCCCAAGUUGCACAUAAAUGGCACUGGGGCAAUAAUUUUUUUGCCGGCGCUAGUGGAAAACUCCACACUUAAGGAACUCUCCUUUCAUAGUUCCGCAAUCAGCGAAGCUCGUCCUGAACAGCGUGACGUGUUUGCGAAGUUCCUAAGUGACGACAAAACGCUGACAAAGUUGACCAUAGCAGCCUACAAUGAAGUAAGACAGCAGUCUCUGAAAUGGGUACUUGAGGGUCUGCUGAGGAACACCGCACUCACUCACGUGACCCUCGAAGACUUCAUCGUAGACGCAGACAGCGCUGAUAUCAUGACCAAAGUUCUAGCACACAAUCGCACUUUGCGCACAUUGAACAUCUCAAUUUUGACCUAUGACGCCUGGAUGAGCCGUGUAGGAGGUUCAACAACGUCGUGUCAAACAGAUUUUGGUUCCUGGCUUUUCGCAGUCGCUGAAAACAAGACACUGGAAGCUGUUACGUUGCCCCUGCGAAUCUGGGAACCCGAGCAAUGGGCAGACCUGUUCGAUCUCCUGUCAUCGAGAGAAAGGCGCUUGAAGUUGGCCAUCAAGGGGCACUGCAGCGAACGUCACUUGUGGGAAAAGCUGUGCUGUGCACUCAGAAGGAGCGGCGUCGAGGAGCACGUUUCUUUCGAUACAACUCUGUACAUUUUGGACAAGCACGAAAUGCUAGAAUGCAAAGGGUUUUCAAAAUUCCACUCCUUCCCUUAUCAAGACAAUCAUGGAGAAGUGUCUCGAAUAUUUCGCCGGCUCUCCACUUUCGCCCACGUGAUUUCGGCCCAUCUCGAAAUAUGGAUACCUGACGUGGACGAGGCGCUUAGCUCAGACAUCGCUCACUACAUCGCAUCAACGGCUACGCUGAAGGAGCUGCACCUGACGAUAUGGCUCCGCCACUUAUUUCCAGAAGCGGCCAAGAUCGGUUGGGCGGUCAUAUUAGAAUCGCUGCGCCGGAACACCAGCGUGAAUGAGCUGCGUGUCGUCGCCAGAUUCAUGAAUGGACCGGAAAUACAGCUUUUGGCAGAUGCACUCAAUUCCAACCGCAGCAUCCGUAGGGCGCACGUGAGAAUCGGCGAGCCCGAAGUAGCGGCCGUCUUCAUUCGCCGACUCCACGCUGGGAUCGAGCGUAACCACAACCUUCUCAGUUUGACUGUAGACGGGUGCGUGCUCAGUCGAUCCAGAGUGGAAACAGUGUGGUUCGAGGUCUGCGACGCAACGCGGCGCAACUCUGACCUAGUCGCUCGAGCAGCACAAUUUGUCAGCGGGACACUAGUCGACAGGUACGGCGCCGAAGCCCUGGAGCGGAUCGUCGAGUAUCCAACACUGCUUGAAGAGCUCACGCAGCUGCUUUCAGUCAGCGACGCUGAGGCGAAAGCGUUAGUGCGAGCUGGGCUGAACAGCAUCCGGUGCGUGGACGGGUUCAUGCGGGUGACCGGGGUCGUGAAAGAGCGCGUCUCUUGCCAUCGGCACAAAGACGGUCAGGUGCAGUUGGACGAUCUCAACGAAGACUGCUGGAGUGUAGUGAGACGUCUCCUUAAAGUUGGUGAUGUAAGGGACCCCGUGGCAACGGCACUAUCAAAAGACCGGCUAUCGCCCAUGACGACGGCAGCUUGAGCUGCGUGGAACCAGGUGCAACUUGCACGCUCAGUGCUAAAGGUACCACCAGUACAUGUAGCCGAUUGAAAGACGGAAGCCAGCUGUCUCUCAAUUUCUGCCACCAGCGAGCCAACAGAUAAAAUGUUUCCAGCUAAUCAAAUCCGUAUUUUAGUCUACGUAUAUAUUUACGUACGUAACCAUGUGCUCGUGUAUAUGUGGGUUGCUUCAGCGACACUGUCUCCAAAUACUUAAGCCAAGGAAUUAAAGAUAUACUUACAAUUUUUGACGGCAAAUAUUCGUAAGGUCGAAGAAAUAAUCAAUGAAUAAUUAAUUACCAAAAAGUGCGAACGUUGUGCUUCCUUAUACUUUACUCUUCGAACAUAACGCGCCAUUAAGGACAUUAUACGGUUCAAUAUUACGAGAAACAGAGCACUCUAAAACACAAAGUGCCGCACAAACAGAUAGUCUUUUACAUUCAAAAGGCAUACACGCUCCAAGACAGGUAUAAGCAAGAAUUAAGAAAAAAAGGCGUCGUAUAGCAGUCUUUGCGGCCUUGAACCCAUUUAUGGCCACAGCAGUAGGUUCUACCAGCGGAAAACGCUACGUUCUUCUCCAGAACACUGCCAUGUGCAUAACGUCACGUUCCUUCUUUGGAAUAUUGCAUGCUGUUGCGUCCGUGAUAGGUGCCCAGCCGCCUGCGUUCACGUAAGGUACACGACGGACAAAAGCUCCGCCCAAGUUACCGUACGUGGU
This is a messenger RNA of Dermacentor silvarum, 3033 nucleotides long. RefSeq lists its product as uncharacterized. NCBI's taxonomy places the organism in Eukaryota, Metazoa, Arthropoda, Arachnida, Ixodida, Ixodidae. The record is from RefSeq and is a predicted model, not a curated record. Bases 67 to 2298 code for a protein of 743 amino acids. The transcript is spliced from 3 exons.